AAGUAACACCAAUGAAUCCUCUAGUUGAGCUUGGAAGUUAUAUUGAACUAAACUGUACAUUGACGGGGGAUGUUGCCCCCUUCAACUCAAGCCACCUCUAUUUUCAAGCUGGCUCCAAAGUAAUCUCAUCAGAAUUCUAUACGAUCCUGUCUCCUACUAUAAUGACAUACAAAGAGAAUAUGACAGGACAAUACACUGGGAGGUACCCAUUUUAUUGUUACCUGAACCAAAGCACCAGUGAGGAAAAUAUGAAACCAAGACUGAUUGGAUCUCAGGUGGCUACAAUAGGAAGUAUGACAACAAUUUUUACUCUAUCUUCUACAAUUUUUGUAAAACCUCUACACUGUAAUGUUAUAGGUUGUUUGUUAACAUCUUGCAUGUUUUAUUUUAUCUGUAGUUGGAAAGUUGGAAGACUAGAUUCAUUGGUUUUUGCAGGGUGAGCCAAUAAAGAUGGCCCCUUUAGUAAUAAU
Molecule: messenger RNA, 470 nt
Organism: Owenia fusiformis
Lineage: Eukaryota; Metazoa; Annelida; Polychaeta; Sabellida; Oweniidae
Source: the annotation of a GenBank genome assembly